Glossina fuscipes is the source of this 3039-nucleotide messenger RNA. It is a transcript of the gene Hsc70Cb, whose product is annotated as heat shock 70 kDa protein 4. The record is from RefSeq and is a predicted model, not a curated record. Gene Ontology annotation, molecular function: ATP binding; ATP-dependent protein folding chaperone. The transcript has 7 exons. NCBI's taxonomy places the organism in Eukaryota, Metazoa, Arthropoda, Insecta, Diptera, Glossinidae. Bases 342 to 2882 code for a protein of 846 amino acids. Gene Ontology annotation, biological process: protein folding. Gene Ontology annotation, cellular component: nucleus; cytosol.
UGACGAAAGGGUUAAGAUACUACUUCAUAUUUUCACUGACAUUAAAAGCAGGCAAUUUAAAAAUUUAACUAGAAGAAAAGCGAAGCAAAAUAAAACGGAAGUUAAGAACCAUUAAAAAAGAAACGUGCUAAUCAGCUCUCUGUAACGCUGGAGUAAAUACGAAACUAGCCUACCACAGCGCAGGAAAAUUUCUGGAAGUUUGCGUGUUCUGUAUAAAAGAUAUACAGCAAACUCUGAAUUUGGGACUUCAACAAAAGUUUGAUUUUUUCUAAAAUAGAAAAGUUGAAAUUCAGAACAAAAAUUUCACAUAUAACAACAAUAAUUAGAACAAAUAUAAGAAAAUGUCUGUGAUUGGUAUCGAUUUUGGUAAUGAGUCGUGUUUUGUAGCUGCCGCAAAAGCUGGCGGCAUAGAAACUUUGGCUAACGAUUACAGUUUAAGAGCAACACCAUCAUGUGUAGCAUUUGAUGGGAAAAAGCGUAUUAUUGGUGUCGCUGCGAAAAAUCAACAGGUUACAAACAUGAAGAAUACAGUUAGUGGUUUUAAACGUCUUUUGGGCCGUAAAUUUAAUGAUCCACAUGUGCAGCAUGAGCUGAAUAACAUUCCAACAAAAGUCGAACAAAUGUCGGAUGGUGGUAUAGGUUUCUGCGUUAAUUAUUUAGAUCAACAACAGCUGUUCACACCAGAGCAAUUGACAGCCAUGUUAUUCACAAAAUUAAAAGAAACGUCCACUCAUGCUUUGCAAGCACAGGUUAAUGAUUGUGUCAUUGCCUGUCCUGUAUAUUUUACAAAUGCCGAGCGUAAGGCUUUGCUGGAUGCUGCCCAAAUUGCUGGUCUCAAUGUCUUACGUUUGAUGAACGAGACUACUGCCACAGCCUUGUCAUACGGUUUCUAUAAGCAAGACUUGCCCGAUGACAAACCGCGUAAUGUAAUCUUUGUAGAUUGCGGCAAUUCAUCACUGCAGGUUAGUGCUUGCGCCUUUACAAAGGGCAAACUUAAGAUGUUGGCUAGUAGCUGGGACCAAAUUGGCGGCCGAGAUUUUGAUGCUGCUAUGGCUGAAUACUUUGCUAAGGAGUUCAUGGACCGUUACAAGAUCAACGCCAAAAGUAAUCCUCGCUCAUGGUUACGUUUACUAACUGAAAUCGAGAAGUUGAAAAAACAAAUGUCGGCCAAUAGCACCAAAUUGCCUCUAGCUAUCGAAUGUUUCAUGGAUGAUAUUGACGUUUCGUCGAGCAUGCAACGUUUGCAAAUGGAAGAAUUGUGCGGUCCAUUGUUAAAACGUGUUGAAGCAACAUUCAAGAAGCUAUUGGUUGAAUCAAAAUUGCCUUUGGAAGAAAUUCACUCAGUGGAAAUAGUCGGCGGCAGUACACGUAUCCCUUCAAUUAAGUUAAUAAUUGAGCAAGUUUUUGGUAAGCCGGCUCGUACCACUUUGAAUCAGGAUGAGGCUGUCUCGCGUGGUGCAGCUUUACAAUGCGCCAUUAUGUCGCCCGCUGUGCGUGUACGAGAGUUUGGUGUUACUGACAUCCAAAAUUAUUCUGUUAAAGUUACCUGGGACGGUGAAGAUUCUAUGGGUGGCGGUGGUAUUGAAGUAUUCCCCACCUUCCAUGCUGCCCCUUUCAGUCGUUUAUUGACUUUAAAUCGUAAGGAACCCUUUACUAUGACUGUACAGUAUGCUCAGCCUGUGCCCUAUCCGGACUUGAUUAUUGGCCGAUGGACUAUUAAAGAUAUUAAACCCAAUGAACGUGGAGAACCCAGUGAAGUUAAAGUGAAGGUGAGAAUUAAUCAUCAUGGCAUCGUAUUGAUUUCAAGUGCUUCUCUGGUGGAUAAAAAAGAAGUGGACGAGUCAUCCUCAAACAGCCAACUUAAUGAACCCCAAGCAAAUAGUGCAGAACAACUAAAUAGCGGACAAGAUCAAUCGCAAAAUCAAAUCAAUAACGCUGGCGAACCUAUGGAUGUUUCGCAAGAGGCUUGUAAAGAUUAUGAGGAGGAAUAUAAUACGACCGCCUCAUCACCUCAAGGAGGACAAGGGUUCGCUCAACGGGUCAAGGGCUGGUUUAGUUCGGGCACCUCUGAAAAGAAGAAGAAACUUUCAAAAUUGAUUGAUUUGCCAAUGGAUUACCAAACUCACGGCUAUUUACCCAACGAAUUAAACAAUUUAACACAAUUGGAGGCUAAAAUGGUGGCCAACGAUGCCAAGGAAACUAAACGAGUUGACGCUAAAAAUGCUUUGGAAGAGUUUGUCUAUGAUAUGCGUAACAAAUUACAGGGAGAUGGUCCUUUGGAACGCUACGUCGUCAGUAGCGCACGUGAUAGUAUUUGUAAUCAACUUAACGAUCUCGAAGAUUGGUUGUACGAAGAUGGAGAAGACUGUGACCACGAUACUUAUGUGGAUAAACUCAAGAGCUUACAAAAUCAAACCAAUCCAAUAAAGGAGCGAGCAAAUGAUUAUGAAUUUUGUCCAGCAGCCUUCGACGAAUUAAAGCAGGCCCUCGCAUUUGCUCGAACUGCGCAUAGUGAGUUUAAGAAGGGAGUACCGAAGUACGAUCAUUUGACCGAAACUGAAUUCAUGAACAUCUCUGAAACUACCGAGAAGGUUCAGAAGUGGUUGGAUAUCAAUUUGGCGAAAUUUUCUCAAGCUGCACGAACCACCGAUAGUCCAGUGAAAAUAAAUGAAAUACGUCACGAAAUACAAACGCUAACGACCUGCGUAAAUUCGGUGAUUAAUCGCCCUAAGCCUAAACCAGCUUCCAAGCCAACACCAGCUAAAGAUAUGACUGGAACUGAUCAACAACAGCAGCAACAUAAUGGCGAAAAUGUUGAUAAGAAAACUGAAUCAGCGCAUACCAAUAGCGUUCCCGAGGAUUCAACGAUGGAUGUCGACUAGGUAAAGAAGCAACAGCGGCAGCAGAAGAGAUGUUAUGCACAGCCUAAGCAUUUUAUUGACUCUCCUUUUCACUUUUAAGUUGCAUUCAUCGCUAAUAUUUGAUUAGUAAAUUAAACGCUUAAAAUAAAAAGCGUGGCACCGAAACAAAAAAAAAAAA